GCCGCUCCGCUCGCCAGCCUGUCUUCUCCCGAGCUUCUGUCCACGGCCUCCGAGCAGACAAGGAUCCUCCCGGGCAAGUCCAGCGUGAGCUGAGUCCUCCCGAGCCAGCCCAGCGUGAGCACAGCCCGCCCGAGCCAGCCCCGUCCGGCCAUGGAGCACCAGGAGAUCGACAGCAUGCCCCAGGAUCUGUCUGAGGCCUUGAAGGAGGCCACCAAGGAGGUCCACAUCCAAGCAGAGAAUGCCGAGUUCAUGAAGAACUUUCAGAAGGGCCAGGUGACCCGUGAAGGCUUCAAGCUGGUCAUGGCCUCCCUGUACCAUGUCUACGUGGCCCUGGAGGAAGAGAUUGAGCGCAACAAGCAGAACCCGGUCUAUGCCCCCCUUUACUUUCCGGAGGAGCUGCACCGGAAGGCCGCCCUGGAGCAGGACAUGGCCUUCUGGUAUGGGCCCCGCUGGCAGGAGACCAUCCCGUACACGCCGGCCACGCAGCACUAUGUGAGGCGUCUCCACGAGGUGGGGCAAACACAGCCCAAGUUGCUGGUAGCCCACGCCUACACCCGCUACCUGGGUGACCUGUCUGGGGGCCAGGUCCUCAAGAAGAUAGCACAGAAGGCCCUGGGACUGCCCAGCUCCGGAGAGGGUGUGGCCUUCUUCACUUUCCCCAACAUUGGCAAUGCCAUCAAGUUCAAGCAGCUGUACCGGGCACGCAUGAACACCCUGGAGAUGACCCCCGAGGUUAAGCAGAAGGUGAUCGAAGAGGCCAAGACUGCGUUCUUGCUCAACAUCCAGCUGUUUGAGGAGCUACAGGGACUGUUGAACCACAACGAAGAGGAUCAGAGCUCCUCACAGACGUCGGGGCUUCGCCAGCGGGCCAGCAGCAAAGUGCAAGAGCCCACCCCUGCAGUGGUCCCCAGUGGGAAACCCCAGCUCAGCAGCCUGUCCCAGGCACCUCUCCUCCGAUGGGUCCUCACAUUUAGCUUUCUGGUGGCAACAGUGGCUGUGGGUCUCUACGCCAUGUGAACGCGAGCCUGCCAGGCCCCCAGGGGCUGUGAACUCCGCAAUGAAGGAAGGGCCUUCUCUCUGCUGAGGGGAAUCUUGCCUAGCUCCCUUUUCUUGGACCGGGAGAACCUUCAGGCCUCCAAAUCUCUCCCCAUGUCCCUGUCUCUCUGGAAUAGAGAGAGGUGCUCCAGGCAUGGGUCCUUCACUGGAAGUCCAUCCAGCUGGUGGCCUCAACUUCCCAAACCUGCAGCCGAGCCCGGAAGCCGUGGCCGGAAGAGGCAGCUGUCCUGAGCCCAGUGCCCUUGUGUCGUGGGCAUCUGUACUGAUGACUAUGCCACGACUGCUUUUCCCAAGGGUCAUGGCCAGUAUUAUAUCAGUGUGCAGAGAUGUGGUGUCUUUUGUCUUGUUUGUGUUCCUGAUUCCACCUGAAUGGUGGUAUUAUGUUGUGUGUGUUUUUUUCUAACUGGGGUGGGAUGUAUUUUGAAGGGUGGGUGGGAGGUACUUAACAACAAUGUGGCCUUGGUCUCCAGCUUCAGUGUAAAAUAAUAAAUGGCAUUAUCUGAAAGUCA
Messenger RNA from Jaculus jaculus (lesser Egyptian jerboa), 1565 nucleotides. It is a transcript of the gene Hmox1, whose product is annotated as heme oxygenase 1. The coding region runs from base 151 to 1017 and encodes 288 amino acids. Lineage: Eukaryota; Metazoa; Chordata; Mammalia; Rodentia; Dipodidae. Gene Ontology annotation, biological process: heme catabolic process; response to oxidative stress; heme oxidation. The transcript is spliced from 5 exons. Gene Ontology annotation, molecular function: heme binding; heme oxygenase (decyclizing) activity. The record is from RefSeq and is a predicted model, not a curated record.